AUGAUUCCAUAUGUCUCUUCCUUUAAGUGUAGCUGUCCCGUCGCUAUGACUGCUGUCUCUAACCUAUCCACUCUUUUCUAUCUAUCUAUCUAUCUAUCUAUCUAUCUAUCUAUCUAUCUAUCUAUCUAUCUCUCUGGGACUACCAAUAUCUAUCUAACUGUCUUUCUAUCUAUCUAUGUGGGACUAUUAGUUUUCAUCUAUCUAUCUAUAUCUAUCUAUCUAUCUCUCUGGGACUACCAAUAUCUAUCUAACUGUCUUUCUAUCUAUCUAUGUGGGACUAUUAGUUUCUAUCUAUCUAUCUAUCUAUCUAUCUAUCUCUCUGGGACUACCAAUAUCUAUCUAACUGUCUUUCUAUCUAUCUAUGUGGGACUAUUAGUUUCUAUUUAUCUAUCUAUCUAUCUAUCUAUCUAUCUAUCUAUCUAUCUAUCUCUCUGGGACUACCAAUAUCUAUCUAACUGUCUUUCUAUCUAUCGAUGUGGGACUAUUAGUUUCUAUCUAUCUAUCUAUCUAUCUAUCUAUCUAUCUAUCUAUCUCUCUGGGACUACCAAUAUCUAUCUAACUGUCUUUCUAUCUAUCUAUGUGGGACUUUUAUCUAUUCUAUCUAUCUAUCUAUCUAUCUAUCUAUCUAUCUAUCUAUCUCUCUGGGACUACCAAUAUCUAUCUAACUUUUUAUCUAUCUAUCUAUCUAUCUAUCUAUCUAUCUAUCUAUCUAUCUAUCUCUGGGACUACCAAUAUCUAUCUAACUGUCUUUCUAUCUAUCUAUGUGGGACUAUUAGUUUCUAUCUAUCUAUCUAUCUAUCUAUCUAUCUAUCUAUCUAUCUCUCUGGGACUACCAAUAUCUAUCUAACUGUCUUUCUAUCUAUCUAUGUGGGACUAUUAGUUUCUAUCUAUCUAUCUAUCUAUCUAUCUAUCUAUCUAUCUAUCUAUCUAUCUCUCUGGGACUACCAAUAUCUAUCUAACUGUCUUUCUAUCUAUCUAUUUUCUAUCUAUCUAUCUAUCUAUCUAUCUAUCUAUCUAUCUAUCUAUCUCAUGCAGGCUUGUUAUAAAUCUAUCUAUCUAUCUAUCUAUCUAUCUAUCUAUCUAUCUAUCUAUACAUACAUACAUAUAUAUAUAUAUAUAUAUAUAUACGUACAACAUGCUGCAACUAUCUAUCUAUUUAUCUAUUUAUCACACCGUAUUUGCCUAUAUCUUUCGCUCAAUGAAUAUUCCAUUUUUAAAUUCUCUCUCUUUCGCUUUCUGGAGAACAAAUGGUAG
Molecule: messenger RNA, 1254 nt
Organism: Acanthosepion pharaonis
Lineage: Eukaryota; Metazoa; Mollusca; Cephalopoda; Sepiida; Sepiidae
Source: the annotation of a GenBank genome assembly